UCUAACCCGGCCACUCGUUCUGCCUACUGUACCCGUGGCUACACAGUAACGCCAGACUCCUAGCUAGUAGCGCGUGGUCACUCUUACGCAAUAACCCGGAUACUGCUACUACGAAACAGUACGUACGGUACAGUCGCAGUAGCAUUCCACUCAUGGAUGCAAGGAAAAGUACGUUCGUCAACGUCUAAAUUAAAUUUUAUUGUUUUUCACUGAAUGGCUAUUUUCUACACAGCCUACUAUCGCUUUGUCAUUCUCUUCUUCACCUGUCUGCUAACGUUUGGCUCCUAUUUCUGCUUCGACAUGCCGAGUGUUUUGCAAAAGCAGUUGGAGAGGGCAGAAAGUGAUGGUGGCUUAGGUCUUAGUGGAACACAGUAUAAUCUUCUUUAUGCUAUCUAUGCUUGGACAAAUGCUGUGAUGGUUCUUCUUGCCGGAUUUAUGAUUGACAAAUUAGGAAACAGAUUUGGUCUCUUUUUGUUCUCAUUCAUGUGUGUUCUUGGGUCAUCCGUAUUUUCUCUUGGAGCAACGUUCAAUCUAUUUCCUAUUAUGCUAUUGGGAAGACUCAUAUUUGGAACAGGCAAUGGGUCUCUGACAGUGGUUCAAAAUAGGGUGUCUACGUUCUGGUUUAAGGGAAAAGAGUUAGCACUGGCAUUCGGAUUUACGCUUUCCUUUUCUCGUUUGGGUAGUGUGCUGAAUUUCCUUCUCACAGACAGGUAUGCCCAGAGCUUGUGGCCAGAUAAUCCUAAGGAGCAAGUGGUAAAUGCACUGUGGACAGGUUCUUUACUUUGUGGAUUGGGCUUUGUCUCAGCUGCAGUUACUGCCAGUCUUGAUGAACGUGGAAUGGAACAGCUAGGGAGGACAGAGAGUACAGCAGCUAAUGCAAGGCGAGUUAAUGUCCGUGACAUCUUUAAGUUCUCAUUGCUGUAUUGGCUGGUGGCGCUUGCCAUUAUGUUUUUCUACAAUGGAAUUUUUGCCUUCAUUGCUGAUGCUUCUCUCUUUAUCCAGGACAAAUAUGGUUUCAGUGCUGAUACAUCAUCUAUAAUUGCUGGUGGAGUUUAUGAUGUUUCACUGGUGCUUGCCCCAUUCUGUGGCUUGCUAGUGGACUGUGCUGGUCGCCGUGGUGUGUUGAUAUUGCUCUGCUUGCUGCUGACUGUACCUGUAUUUGCCCUCUUGGCUUUCACAUGUGUCUAUCCCCUUAUUCCAAUUCUGUGGUUAGGCAUGACAUACUCAAUCGGAGCAUCAUCAUUAUGGCCAUCAAUUCCUCUCAUUGUUCCUCUUCAACUUGUUGGAACAGCAAUGGGAGUUGCCACAACAGUUCAGAUGGUUGGUAUUGGUAUUUGUAAUAUCGUUGUUGGGAAACUGGAGGAUCUAAACCGUAGCCACCAACCUGAUAGUACACCAGCAUUUGACUGGUUGUCAAAUACAACAUCAAAUUAUGGUGAAUGUUCUGACAAGAAGCCUAGCACUACCUUCCUAACUGACACACUUACUAAAGCAGAGGCUCCGGUACCAGACAGAAACUGGACGUACAUCAUGAUCUUUCUCUUUGGAAACAUCAUAGUGGGUGUUGUUGUUGCCAUCUUUCUCAACAUCAGAGAUGCACAAACUGGUUUUGUACUAAAUAGAUCAAGAGCAGGAAGGCAGGCUCCAGAAACGAGUGAUUCAGGGAGAGCUGAAGAUGUAGACUCAAGCGAAGAAAGUGAUGAUGAUGAAACAGCCAAGCUGCUUCCUAACAUUCCAUUUGACGGCAGAGACACACAGCCCAUAAACUGAAGUG
This is a messenger RNA of Corticium candelabrum, 1774 nucleotides long. Its product is annotated as major facilitator superfamily domain-containing protein 1-like. The coding region runs from base 214 to 1770 and encodes 518 amino acids. The transcript has 17 exons. The record is from RefSeq and is a predicted model, not a curated record. Lineage: Eukaryota; Metazoa; Porifera; Homoscleromorpha; Homosclerophorida; Plakinidae. Gene Ontology annotation, biological process: transmembrane transport. Gene Ontology annotation, molecular function: transmembrane transporter activity.